Molecule: messenger RNA, 3547 nt
Organism: Trametes versicolor FP-101664 SS1
Lineage: Eukaryota; Fungi; Basidiomycota; Agaricomycetes; Polyporales; Polyporaceae
Exons: 2
Coding region: 1-3330 (1109 amino acids)
Source: RefSeq, a predicted model, not a curated record
AUGUCGCCCGCACUCUCCCCCCCAGCCCCUCCAAAGGCGUGGUGGUCCCGCUCAAAGUCCUCCAAGGAACAGCUUCGCGCGAACCGCUCCUUCUCCAGUCUCGCAGAAGACAGCGAGAAGUACCAGCCUUCCGCCAGCUCCUCCAAACACAAGGAUGGCCUCCCCUCUCUCAAGUUCAAUACGCUCGCCUCUGCCAUGGGCUUCAGAUCCAAAAAGGUGCCUGUGCUCACCAUCCAGGAUCCCCCCUCCCCGGCAGACCCUCCCUCUCCCUCUCCCCACUACCCGAGCCACUCUCGGCCAGGUACCGGAAGCAGCACUCCCUCCACGACAGAACACAACCCGUUCUUCACCAACCGACCGCCAGCCAAGUCUGUAUCCACCGUACGCUCCUCCGAGUACGACUUUGAUGGUGGCUCGGAGCUACAAGCCCCGUCGGAACCUCGCACCCCCUCAGACCAUCCACGGGAUCGCAUGUCCUAUCAAACGUCCGUCAUGACCUUCUCGGAGAUCGACCCUUUCGCUUCAGGUGGCAUUGUUGUACAACAUUUACCUCAGGAUCCCAACAGACUCUCCGUCUACUCCGACUCGUCAGUGCUCGAUCCGCAUCACCAGAAGAGAGGGGAUAUCGUCCCAAACAGUAGACGAUCAUACGGAUCGUCAUCCUCCAAUUCCCAUGGGAACUCCUUCGACGGACAAGCGUUGUCGCCACUAUCCGCGAGCUCUUUUGUGCGGUCGCCGUCUGCGAGCAGGUCCGCGUAUGACCUGACACAGCCCAACGAUGCGUAUUACUCGAGUGGUACAUCCACCUCCGGUUCUCAGACGCAGAGAACACGACGAAUGAAAACCCCGUCAGGAUCGAAUUCGUCGAACUCCACUGUGACCCCAGAGGCUUUUCGCAGCGGACUUGGUGGCCCCUCGAACGGUGGUUCCACGCUACCCCGCAAGCGGUCCAGUCCAUCUCUCUCUCGCCCUAGAGGGAUGACAGUCGGCGCUGUGAGCCCGCGGGAAGGAUAUCCAGAAUUGCCUCGCAUGCCUCCCCCGCCCCCGCCCCGCUCCCCGGGCGUGGCUUUGAGCCCGAUUCAGCCGCUACAAGUUCGACGCAAAGUCUCGGGAUCUUCCUCCUCACCAUCCUCCUCCAACCCUCCUUCUCCUUCUCCCGUCACAUUCACACGCUCUCGCACCACUUCUGCCGCGCCGAGCCUAGAAUCCCCACGUUCCCCGACCAUGACCAGGCCGCUUGUGCUGGUUCGAAAAGCGUCAUCCCCGCGGGUCAAACUACCUCCCCUGAAUACAGCACCUCCCAUGAGCGACCUCCCUCCACCACCCGUACCCCGCUCGCCUUAUCGUGAUCACGACCUUUCUCCGUUGGCAUUCAGGAAUUCCUCGAGCUCUUCGCUGAGCUUGAGUUUCGCUCCGAGUGUGGAUGGCUUCCACAUGAUGGACAACGGGGACGCGAUUUCUCAGCUCAUGAACGACACUUAUGACUUGGGUCCGUUCGAGAUGCGGGAUCCUGAUCCUAAAGGGAAGCGGAGGAGUCAUCGCGAUACCUUCAUCCUGGAUGGGGACCUCAGCCCUAUUGCGCCCGGGGAUUCGGGCCUGCCUUCUCCCCUCGGGAAGUUCCCACCCGUACCAGCGUUCAUUCACGGCGUCGAAUUCGGGGGAAGCAAAGCGGGGAAGCUCCUUCGGAAGAUGUCUUCGCAGCAAAACCUUCCAUCCCAACGGCACUCCGCCACGAGUAUCGCCUCCUCGGCCUCGCACGACGACAUGGCAAUUCAUAAUCCACACCCGUUAGCGAAGCCUGCGCGGAAACAACGAUCGUUUCAUGCUGCGCGUGUCCCGAUGCCCCCAAUUCCCGGUUUCAGGAACGGCUCGUCGUCCGCACAGCCGUCGUCGAGCCUCGAGACGCUUCCCGCGCCGUCGUCACCCAUUAUCGAGCCCCGGCGCAGCAGCGUAACGAGCCCACGUAAGCGCCUGUUCUCUGGCUCGAGCGCGCGGAGGAGCACAUCGUCGCACGGACCGACGCCUUCAACCGAGGACGACAGUCGAUCUGUGUUCAGUCUGGAAACAGACUCGCGGCCUGGUACCGGGUCCGUGGCCAUGGACCACAUCACCCUGUCGUUCGGGGCCGCAGGUGGGCCGCUGUCACUCAUGACGAGGAACGCAUGUAUUUCGCCGUCGUCCUUGUGGGAGGAUUCGCCGGUGGGUGCGGGUGCAGGUGGGGAGGACAGGACGAAGCGGACGUCGCAGUCGGAGUACGUGCCCCAGUAUAUCAUGUCCCCCGCGGAGCAGUUGAAGCUCGCGGAGAAGCUUGCGGACGAGGAGGCGUCUGCGCGUGCCGCGCGCGCGGACCCCGAGCCCGAGUCUGAGCGGAAGCCGAAGCUCGAUCUGCACCCUGGCGACUUCGGACUCGCGUUCCGCCAGGGCAAGAACGCGAGCCAGGUGCCAGUCAUGAACACGCAGCGCGACCGCGACCGGGAACGCGAAGCGGCCCAGCGCUCGCGCUCGAACUCGGUCCUGUCGCACGCGUCGACCGGGACGCUCGCGUUCGGAAGCGGCGGUGGGGCGGACUACGGCAACGGCAACGGCGGCGGGGAGCCCGCCGUGGGGGUGUCGCGCGGCGUUUCCAUGCACUCGACGAAGUCGGCUUCUUCUGGUUGGCACGGCAGCGCGCGCCCCGCGCUGCACACCGCUUCGUCGGCGCCCCCGCCGCGGAAGAUGUCCCUCGUCGAGGGCUCGCGCGGGCCCGCGCGCAGCAGCUCGAUGCUCUCGCGCAAUAUGAACAAGCCCCCGCCCAUUUCCGCGCGGCCGUCAACUGCGCAGGCGGGCCUCAGCCCCCCGACCUCCCCGACCGGAUUUGGCCCGCCGAAACACUCCCCGGAGAUUGCUCCCGCGAGCCUUCCCCCGCCCCCGAGACGGCGACCGUCCAGGCACGACCUCCAGGAGCUGGAGAUCGUCAACAAGCGCGUCAGCGUCGUGCCCAUCAAUCCGCUCUCUCCGCCCCCGACGCGUCCGCGCCCGCGGCGCCAGCAGUCGAGCGACACCGGCAUCUCCGAGAUGUCGUCGCGGCCUCCGAGCGCGUUCGACCGGCAGAAGGUCCUCCAGCGGCGCUCGAUCAUGAAGAAGCCGUCGUUCCUGGAGAUCGACGACGAGUUCGACGCGAGCGCGGAGAACGACGAUGGCGCGGACGACGAGGAGACCGAGUCGACGGGCCGGGACACGGUGCCGCCGUCCCCGCAGUCGCCGACCAUGGAGAGCAGCUUCCUCGACAUGGACCGGAAGGAUUCGUUCGACACGGUGCGGAGCUCGCAGAGCGCGUAUUAUGUAUAUUAACGCGCCCGUGCUGCGCCUGCUUUCCCCCCUUCCCUCCUUUGCUUUCCUUUUCACCCCUUCCCUUCCUUUGGUAUCUAUACCUCUUUAUUGCUAUGAUACACCCACACACCGCCUUUGCUUUCGGUACUUACUGCACAUCAUCUAUCUUGCUUCGACUACACGCACAUACUAAUUCGCCGCGGUCCCCAUUGGAGCACUUUCCAUGCUCUGCUCACCC